Molecule: messenger RNA, 6234 nt
Organism: Misgurnus anguillicaudatus (oriental weatherfish)
Lineage: Eukaryota; Metazoa; Chordata; Actinopteri; Cypriniformes; Cobitidae
Gene: shroom2b
Product: shroom family member 2b
Biological process (GO): actin filament organization
Cellular component (GO): cortical actin cytoskeleton; apical junction complex; apical plasma membrane
Molecular function (GO): actin filament binding
Source: RefSeq, a predicted model, not a curated record
ACAAGAAAUAAACAAUAAAUAAAUAAUAAGCAAAGUUAAAGUUGAGUUUAUGAAACUAAAAAUGAUUUUAUGGGAAACAAAUGAAAGUUUUUUUGUUAUAGGAGUUUUUAAUGUGUUUAUAUGUUUUGUGUGUGAAAUGUCAACAGGUGGCGCUGAAGGAUCUCUGCAGUGGUUCUUUAUGUUUGAGUUCAGGAGCUUAAACUCUCACAAACUCAUUGUCUGAAUGAGAGAAACAUCAUCAUCAUCAUCAUCAUCCAUCAAAGCAAAGUCUGAACCCUGACUGAAGGUCUCAUCAUCUCUUAUAAUGAAACUUUCAUUGAUUUUUACAAACCGCGAUGAUGAAGAGAGAUCGUCAGAAAUAAGCGACUGUAUGUUUAAGUUUUAGUCAUUGCGUGAAGAUAAAGUUAAUAAUGUUCUGGCGUUAUGGAAAUAAAGUCUACAGUAGUUUUAUCAGAAGAAGAUCGUGAGGAUGAAGAUGAUGUUGUUGUGUUUGUGGAGUUGAUGUUAUCUGGUGGAUCACCGUGGGGUUUUACUGUCAGAGGAGGACUCGAGUAUCAUGAACCUCUCAUCAUAACAAAGGUGGAGGAUGGAAGUCGAGCAGCGCUGGGCCGACUCCAGAUCGGUGAUGAGAUCAUCAGCGUUAACUCAGUUCUUCUCAGCGGUUACAGACAGGAGGCGAUUGGUCUGGUCAAACGCUCUUAUAAGAAUCUCUAUCUGGGUAUUAAACGAAGGAAUGACUCUUCAUGUAGGCCCCAAUCUUGGCAAUCCAAAUCCACAGAAAACCUCAACACAGAUAUUCCAAAAUCUGAAGCCGACCCUGCAGCAGAAUCUUCUUGGCAGACAAAAUAUGAUGCAGGUUCACACGCCAAAGACUACACCAGCUGUUGGGGACAGGCAAAUCUUCGACAAGUAUCCUGUCAGUUCAGCUCAGUGGGAAAUAUGGAAAGUGUAGAGCCUUUACCUCACGCUUUCUCAAAAGAAUCACAGUCGGACAAGCCCAAGGCCGGAGCGGACAACCCAGUGGUUGAGAGGGGUCUCGGCAAACCUACGUCUGCUUAUAGUGCAUUAUUGUCAGGCAAAACUGAUCACGAUACGCCUCGGGGUAUGACCUCCACAGAAAGCAUGUUUUACAGAGGCAGUCCAAAUGAACUAGGAGUUACCAGUGACUGUCAUAGAUACCUGCAGAUUCCCAUGAGUACAGGGGGACGUGUGAGUCCCAGCAUGGAGGAGCACACUGGCUUUAAAUUCUCCCCAACUGGGAGAUCAAACCUUGGGCCUGUGUGGCAUGUUCCUGAAAAGAAGCUUUCAACUGCUCAGGAUCCUCUUGCACCUCCUCCUCCAUUGCGUAGUGAUAGUUUCACUGCGACCAGAGUUCAUGAGAAAAGCUUGGUGGGAACUUUCCCUGAAGGACGUUCUGUAUAUUCACAACAGAAACCUCACUGCAGAUCUGCAGACCAACAGUUUGAAAAUAUCCACACCAAUGAAAGAGGACGUGAAGCACGGCAUACUUAUAACCCACCUCCAAAAAAAGACUCUCUUCAUCCAUAUCGAUCAGUUGAGGACUACAACCCAAAUCAGCUAAACCCUAACAAACUAUUGUCCCUCUCAAGCACCGAUGUAAGGCAAGGUCAGAACCCGUUUACAUACGAGGUUCUGCAUCAGAGACAGCAUAGUGAUGAGAGUCCCUUUUCAGUGUACCCCAGUACAGCAUGCCCAUCAAAGACUCAGAGUGUUGGGAACUACUACCGAAGUCUUCAACAUUUGCCAACCAAUUCAGGCAAUCGAAACCAAUCAAGAACCUCAACAGCCUUUGACCACAACCAUGAAGGCCAGGCUCACUUCCGUUACUACUGCAUCACUGCCCAGCAGCCAUCCCUAGAAUCCUCUACUAUAUCACAGGGAUUGAAGGGAGAUGAAAGGAGGACAGAAGCAGGGAGCACCCAGAGUGCCACAGAUAGAAGCUUUGUUGGUUCUCAAAAGGUUAUUAAGACAACGUGUCCCCAACCUUACCUUACUUUGACUGAGAACAAGGGCUCUAGUGGUUGCAACAAACAGACCGUAAGUCAUUCUCCAACUAUAGCUACAUGUCCUGGACCAAAAUAUGUAAUUUCAAAGUCCAGUUCUGGAGAGAGAGCGAGAGAUAAAGAUGAAAAGAAUAAAAAUGGGAUCGGUAAGCAGGAGGUCUUCAUGCAUGAGCCAAACCACCAGAGAGAGCAGAAAAAAACCAUCUCCACUCAUCACCAAGACAGUCCUUGGAUCAGCAAGCAGGAGGAGAAAAUCUGUCCACAUAAGACCCCCUUGUUAUACUCUUUGACCCAGGAGAGCAAGAAGAUGGCAGAGAAAUCUUUAGUAACAGCCAAAGGAGGAGUCUGUCAAGAGUCUGUCACUGGUGGCAAGCUAGAAAGACGAAGUGACCGCUAUGCCACCACUUUACGCAAUGAGAUCCAACAAAAGAAAGCCCAGCUGCAAAAAAGCAGAAGUGCAGCUAACUUGAUCUGCUCAAAUGAAAUUGAAGAGGACUCUGUUGUCUGGAAGUCCAAUGAGACUUCUACAUCCUCAUCUGAUGGUUCUUUUACCAACACAUACAAGGAUCAUCUAAAGGAAGCCCAAGCCAAAGUCCUGAAGGCUACAUCUUUUAUGAGGAAAGACUUGGAACUUUCUGGGAAUGAAACUUCAACAGGCCAACCUCCAAAAAACCUUGGGUCUGUUCAUGGCCAGCUCACCCGUAUUGGCGGACGUAAACGGUUUUCUAUGGAUAAGAAAAUGCGUUCUUUCUCUGAACCAGAGAAAAUCAAUGAAGUAGGAGUUGAAGAUAAGGCAGUUGGGUCCUUUGUGGAUCGUUAUAAAUUCUUUGAGGGUUCUUGCAAACCGAAUUUCCAAAAGCCCAUUCUCAAGCAGUCUCUACUCAGUCCCAGGGAAGACCACAAUGAGAGAAAGACCACACUAACAAGGGACAAUGAGAGGAUCUCUACAGCUUCAUUUAAACAGAGUAAAUCAAACGAUUCUUACCUUAAUAUUCAAGAGCAACAACGACUUGGGACAUUUGCUGAAUAUGAGGCUACGUGGAACAUGCAGAAGAACCCACUAGAAAGAAGAACCACAGGCAGAUAUCACUCAGCUGAAAACAUUCUGGAUUCAGGCAUGGAAGAGUCUAGCGGCACAAUGUGCGUUCAUGAAAGAUCUCGAUCUUCUCCAUGUGCUGACAUUCAUUCUGAGAAAAUCUCACUGCCACCCACCCUGAAUGCUCUGGAAUCUCCAUCUGAACACAAGGACCAGAAGGAGAGUUAUGUCUCAAGGAAACAGGGCCCAUUUAGCAUCUCUGAGCCAGUCACCCUGAGCACUCUAAAAAAUGAAGCUGUGGACGCUCUUCAUUCAUCCAACCAAAGACUCAGACCUGAUUCCAGAGAGCUAACACGUCUAUCCUCACAUCAUCUUCAGGUUCCUGUUUCUGAGCAGAAAGUUCCAAAAAAUAAGGGGCCUGAACCACAGACGUCCAAGCCGGACACUCCGACACAUCUGGAGAUCCCAUGUCCUGCGAGAACCACACAGGCAGUGCAACCCAGUGCACAGGGGAUCUCAGCGGUGAGGUUUAGACCCGCUUCCCCUGAGCCAACUCAAACCCCCCAAUUGUUUUGUUCUUCACUUUACCGUACAGAACCAUUGGAAAGAGAAAUGUGCCUGACUACAGUACCAGAGGACGGUCAGAAAUCAGAAAGCCGGGAAGCUGUUUUAGGUCAUUCCUCAAUGUCUCCCCAACAGAACCUUGACCUGAGCAAAAGCUCAUCUAAUAGAAAAUGCUCCCCGUCUCCUCUGUUAUGUCUAGAGAGUCUAACAGAUGAACCACCUGUGCAGAAAACAGAUUCACACAGUUGUAAGUUGAAGGAAACAUCAAAGAAGAGCCCUGCUAAGCAGAUUGUGGCCAUACAGAUCUUCUGUGCAGAAAAUGAUUCAGAGAAGGAAAGCAGAAACUAUCUGCGACAUGGUGAAGCAUCAGGAGGACAUGAGGUGUCCACAACAUCCCGAAUGAAGAACAGCAAAAAAGAGCAGAGUUCCUCAGAAAAACAAAUCAAUGAUGAGACAGAAUCACUUGACACAGAGCCGAUGAGGACCAGUGACUCACCUGAACAUUCUGCGGAGGACCUGAAACGAGAAGAACUGGCCAGAGACAUCAUGGGGAAAGACAAGAGUCUUGUGGACAUCUUGGAUCAAAGUAAGAUGAAGACUACCAUGGAUCUGAUGGAGGGGAUCUUUCCUCAUGGUGAGCAGCUUCUGGAAGGAGCACAGCAGAGGAAGAAAUCCACAGCCAAACAGACAGAUACAAAAAACACACUACAGAGGGUGGAGGAGAGUUUGACUUCUUCUGUGACAUUACUGAGCAGUUCAUCAUACUACAGCACAUCUGCACCUAAAGCCGAGCUGCUCAUCAAGAUGAAGGAUAUGCAAGAACAUCUGAAUCAGCAAGACUCGGAUGAUGAUCUCGACUUGAAUCUCUCCAAUAAAAAGCAAGAGUUGAUGGUCAGUUUAAGCAGGAAGCUGCAGGUGUUGCGUGAGGCGAGGGCGAGUCUACAGGAGGACAUUCAGGAUAAUAACGUUCUGGGUGAGGAGGUGGAGGCCACCGUGCGCUCCGUCUGCAGACCCAAUGAACUGGAGAAGUUCUGCAUGUUUGUGGGAGAUCUGGAUAAAGUGGUGAGUCUCCUGCUGUCGCUGUCGGGCAGACUGGCACGUGUGGAGAACGCUCUGGAUUACCUGGACGAUGGGACGUCAGCUGAUGAGAAGCAAACUUUGAUGGAGAAGCGCAAACUGCUGAUUCGUCAACAUGAAGAUGCUAAAGAGCUGAAGGAGAACUUGGACCGAAGAGAACGUCUGGUGUAUGACAUUCUUACUGGUUAUCUCAGUGAGGAACAUCUCGCAGACUAUCAGUAUUUCGUGAAAAUGAAGUCAGCGCUCAUCAUUGAGCAAAGGAAACUAGAAGACAAGAUCAAACUGGGUGAGGAACAGCUCAAAUGUCUGAAAGACAGUCUACCGCUGGACCAGAGACUGCUGUACUGAUCCGUUCUGAACCAGACUACACUCUGGUAAACCUUACUGAUCUGUAUUGAACCAGACUACACCCUGGUAAACCGUACUGAUCUGUACUGAACCAGACUACACUCUGGUAAACCAAACUGAUCUGUACUGAACCAGACUAGACCCUGGUAAAUCGGACUGAUCCGUAUUUAACCGGACUACAUGCUGGUAACCGUACUGAUUUUUUACUGAACCAGACUACACUCUGGUAAACCAUGAUGAAGCAAUGUUACACUAUGAUAUCUCUUUUGAUGUAUACGCUGUUCUCUAACAGGUAGUGUUUUCUAUCUGCUUUUAGUAUUGAUUCAGUUUCUGAUUGUUUGAAUUUUCUUCAUUGUUUUUUGGUUUUCUUUAAAUAUACAGAAUCAUGUGAUGAUCUUUGAGAUUUCAGGGAUAUUUAUUGAAUGAAGGCUCAAGUCUGUGAGUUUAACUGUAUAUAAACUAGGGCUGUCAAAAGAUUCAUCGCAAUUAAUUGCAUACAGUUUAAAAGUUGUGAAUAAAUGUUAAAUUAUUUUGUGACAGAAUGACUGAAGUGCUGAUAACUGAGACACUAGAAGUGUUUAGAUCAACAGUGCUUACUAUUGUUCUUAACUAGCAGUACAUACAGUAGAUUUAUAUUGAGUCUGAUCUAGACUGAAACGUUUUCAGCUGGUUCACUCUUUUUAGUCUUUUUCUUACAUAUUUUUUAGAAACGUUUCACAAAUAUUUUGCAUUACGAUAAAAACCCUCAUUACACUUUUAUUUUUUCUGUAUGUGUCAUUGUGAUUUCCAAAAACAAUGAUUGUCUUAUUGUCAUAUAUUCUGUCAUUUUAUGAUGUUGACAGUAAGUCAAUCAUUUACAGAGAUAUAUCACAACAUUAUUAAUACACCAUGUUUGUGUGUAUGAGAGAGAGAGAGGAAGUCGAGUUUUUCCUGUUUCCAGUAGAUGAAUAAACCCACAUGAGUGACUUACACACUGGAGAAACUAACAUCUGCUCAUAUGGUAAUUUUAUUUUCAUUUAUGUGACUUUAUUAAAUGUGAUGAUUAUUAUUAUUAGUCUGACAACAUUUCGAUUUUUGAAUGAUGAUGUAUGAAAACAUUUCUUUUAAUACAUUACUGGAGGACUGUAAACAUGAAUGCAUGAAUAAAGUAAUGAUACAUGAUUUGAAUAAAACACAGUAAUGUGA